UUAUCUCAUUUGAUGAUCGGUAAUCCAUCGAUUUAAUGUCGCCUCUUAAUUUCUCAAUUAAGGCUUGCAUUUAAACGGUUUAGACUUUUUGGUGUAAAAUAUCAUGUUUGUUGACUUUUGGGGAAGGCUAUACUAGUGCAAAUGCAGGCUUUCACUUUUUCAAUCAGAGCUAAAUCGGUUUGGAUCCUACUUUUUCGUUCGGUUUCAAAAGAAACAGGUUCACGAUAGUGUUCAAUGGCAGGAAGUGUGACUGUUCAAAGUGUGAAUGGAUCAUCAGCCAAGAACAGAUCACUCAGAGCUCAAGCCUCUGAAGAUGAUCCUGAGGAUCUUGAAACUGCCAAAAUCCAAGCGAAAUCAUCCGGGAACGUCUAUCCAUAUGUUGGUAUUGCUUGUUUAGGGGCCUUUCUGUUUGGAUAUCAUCUGGGGGUCGUAAAUGGAGCUUUAGAGUACCUCUCCAAGGAUCUUGGGAUUGCUGAGAACACAGUGUUACAAGGCUGGGUUGUUAGCGCACUGCUUGCUGGUGCAACUGUUGGUUCUUUUACUGGAGGUUUGCUGGCCGACAAAAUUGGGCGAACUAAAACUUUUAUGCUGGAUGUAAUUCCACUUGCAGCAGGGGUAUUUCUUAGUGGCAUAGCAAAAAGUGUAGAGACAAUGAUACUUGGUCGUGUGCUUACCGGAGUUGGAAUAGGCAUAUCAUCAGCUAUUGUGCCGCUUUACAUAUCCGAGAUCUCACCCACUGAAAUUCGUGGCACUCUUGGAUCUGUCAAUCAGUUAUCCAUAUGCAUUGGGAUCCUAGCAGCAUUGGUGGCUGGACUGCCUUUGGCAGGGAAUCCGUUGUGGUGGAGGACAAUGUUUACUAUUGCACUUGUUCCAUCUGUACUAUUGGCAGUAGGGAUGGCCUUUUCUCCUGAAAGUCCUCGAUGGCUUUAUCAGCAAGGGAGAAUCGCUGAAGCGGAAGUGUCCAUAAAGAGGCUAUUUGGGAAGGAAAGAGUUACUGAGGUUAUGGGUGAUCUGGAUGCAGCAGGUCGAGAUUCCUCUGAACCAGAAGCUGGAUGGCUCGAUCUUUUUAGCAACCGCUACCGAAAAGUUGUGAGUGUUGGUGCAGCUCUCUUCUUGUUUCAGCAGUUUGCUGGGAUCAAUGCUGUUGUUUACUACUCUACUUCGGUAUUCCGAACUGCUGGUAUUAAAUCUGAUGUUGCUGCCAGUGCUCUGGUUGGGGUUGCAAAUGUUAUAGGCUCAACUGUUGCAAUCUCGUUGAUGGAUAAACAAGGAAGGAAGAGUCUUUUGAUUACAAGUUUUGCCGGAAUGGGUGCUUCUAUGCUGCUACUUUCCCUGACUUUCAGUUGGAAGGCUUUGGCACCUUACUCGGGCACUCUUGCUGUACUUGGCACUGUCCUUUAUGUGCUGUCGUUCUCUCUUGGCGCUGGUCCAGUCCCUGCUCUGCUACUUCCUGAGAUAUUUGCCUCAAGAAUCCGAGCGAAAGCUAUGGCAUUAUCUCUGGGAACGCAUUGGAUAGCGAAUUUCGUGAUCGGGUUGUACUUCUUGAGCGUUGUGAAUAGAUUCAGCCUGAGUACAGUAUACCUGGGAUUUGGUAGCGUCUGUGUUCUAGCAGUUAUGUACGUAAGUGGUAACGUGGUGGAAACCAAGGGCCGAUCUUUGGAGGAAAUAGAACUUGCUCUCAGUUCACCAGCUUCUUGAACAUACACUUAAUUGCUCACAUUGAGUUUUCAUUGGAAUGUAAUCAGCUCAGUUCUAUGUAGACAAUAAUUUGAUAUGAAUAUGAGAGAUGGCCUACUUUUAUCUGUCA
This is a messenger RNA of Salvia splendens (bonfire salvia), 1807 nucleotides long. RefSeq names its product plastidic glucose transporter 4. The record is from RefSeq and is a predicted model, not a curated record. Gene Ontology annotation, molecular function: carbohydrate:proton symporter activity. The transcript is spliced from 13 exons. Gene Ontology annotation, biological process: transmembrane transport; carbohydrate transport. NCBI's taxonomy places the organism in Eukaryota, Viridiplantae, Streptophyta, Magnoliopsida, Lamiales, Lamiaceae. Gene Ontology annotation, cellular component: membrane. Bases 235 to 1698 code for a protein of 487 amino acids.